This is a messenger RNA of Trypanosoma conorhini, 933 nucleotides long. RefSeq lists its product as uncharacterized. The annotation marks the transcript as partial. The record is from RefSeq and is a predicted model, not a curated record. The transcript has a single exon. Lineage: Eukaryota; Euglenozoa; Kinetoplastea; Trypanosomatida; Trypanosomatidae.
CGGAGCGGCGCGACAGCCAUUGCUGCUGCGGAAGCGCUGGGCCUGACGGAGACGAGCGACCGCGACGCCAUUGUGCAGGCAGAGGAAGCCGGGCGACGAGCCGCCCUUGGGGCCGCGCGGAGCGGCGCGACAGCCAUUGCUGCUGCGGAAGCUCUGGGCCUGACGGAGACGAGCGGCCGCGACGCCAUUGUGCAGGCAGAGGAAGCCGGGCGACGUGCUGCCCUUGGGGCCGCGCGGAGCGGCGCGACAGCCAUUGCUGCUGCGGAAGCGCUGGGCCUGACGGAGACGAGCGGCCGCGACGCCAUUGUGCAGGCAGAGGAAGCCGGGCGCGGAUUAAUUUGCGAUUCUUUUUAUGAGGGUUGUUCCGUGGUUGGUGUCCAUGAUUUUUGUGGCGGUGCGGAGGUGCGUAGGGGCGUGAAAACUGCAACGGAUACGACUGCUUCAUGGCCUUCACGCGUUGGUGGGUUGAACCUGGUUGGUGCAGAGUGCGUUGGACGGUGCGCCCCUGCUGACGCCGCUUUACCUGCCUCUGAGGAAUGUCAUGUGAGUGUGGCCGCUGCUUCUUCUGCGGGUGCUCUGGGAGUUGAGAAGAACGCGUUGACGUCUGUUUCUGAAGCAAACGCGUUGGAGGGUUGGGGCGGCGCUGGGUUGGCGUCGUGGGCGGCUGGGGCGUUGCCCGCUGAGGUGGAAGUGGAGGCGGCAGAUGAGGGCCGACGGAUGCGUGAGCUCGCGGUACAUCCUGCGCUUCGUGCUGCGGCGGUUCGCACGACGAGGCUUCCACAUGGUGAGCCGCUCGGGUACGACUCCGACGAUGACAUACCGAUUCCGCAGUGGUACACUUUUUGGGGCUGCCUGAUUACGCCGUUUGCCUGCUGCAUGGGUCGGCGUCCGGUGCAUGUGUCGCACCUCGAGGAUUCUGCGUCGGAGGAUUAA